Messenger RNA from Drosophila bipectinata, 6156 nucleotides. RefSeq names its product maternal gene required for meiosis (gene mamo). The record is from RefSeq and is a predicted model, not a curated record. Lineage: Eukaryota; Metazoa; Arthropoda; Insecta; Diptera; Drosophilidae. Gene Ontology annotation, molecular function: protein binding; DNA-binding transcription factor activity, RNA polymerase II-specific; RNA polymerase II cis-regulatory region sequence-specific DNA binding. Gene Ontology annotation, cellular component: nucleus. Gene Ontology annotation, biological process: regulation of transcription by RNA polymerase II.
UAGUCUCUCCCAAGAAGAAAAACAACCACACAGAAUCGACGAAGAUAAAGCAACCAACUGGACCAAUUAAUCGUUUAUGGAUAAAAAAAAACACCCAACAAACCAUUAAAAAAUAAAUAAACUUUCGAACUUGGAAAAUCAUUUUUCAUAUUUUCGGAAAUCACAUGAAUCAGUGUUGUAAAACGGCCACAAAAUUAUAAAUUUCGGUGUGCAAAAAUAGCAAAGAAAAGCAAAAAACAAAACAAAAUUCAAAUAAUAAAAAAAAGACUUUAAAUAAAAGCAAAUAAAGUCGCUAAUAUAACCAACACUUGCUAACAACAAACAACUAUAACAACAACAACAAAAACAACUACAUCCCAACAAAAAAACAACAACAAAAACGACGAAGACGACGGCCCCCGGACAAAAAUCAAUUGAAAAAUUGAAACUUAUGGAUUGCUGGACGGGUAACGCCCGACUGGCGAGUGUUUUAGUUUAAGCAGCGUAAGCUGUCACCGACAUGGGCAGUGAGCACUACUGCUUGAGGUGGAACAAUUACCAAUCCAACCUGUUAGGGGUGUUUAGUCAAUUACUACAAGACGGGAGCCUGGUGGACGUCACAUUAGUUUGUUCAGAGGGCACAUCCAUCCGAGCCCAUAAGGUGGUCCUCUCGGCUUGUUCCUCGUACUUCCAGAGCCUGUUCCUGGAGCACCCCGAAAGACAUCCAAUUGUGAUAUUGAAGGACGUCCGUUUUGCCGAGCUGCAAACCUUAGUUGAAUUCAUGUACAAGGGCGAGGUGAACGUGCAAUAUUGUCAGUUGUCCGCGCUGCUCAAAACAGCCGAAUCCCUCAAGGUCAAAGGCCUCGCCGAGAUGACAAACCAGAACACGACGCUGCGCGAGCCGGAGCGGGAACCGGACCGCCUGCGUCCUCAGGGCGGCGGCGGUGGCAGCGGCGGUGGCGUGGCCUCAGCCCACAAGGCGGCCGACAGUCCGGCCACGGCGCUGGACGCCACAGCAGCAACUCAGGCGGCGGCAGCAACGACGUCGGCGGCCACAGCAACUGCCACGGCAACAGCGGCAGCGGCAACAUCAACCUCAACCUCAGCCACAUCUGCAGCGGGGGCAGGAACAGGUACAGGAACGGGAACAGGAACAGGAGCUACAGCCACAUCGGCAGCGGGGAGCAGUAGCAGUACAACCACCACCAGCAGCAGCAGCACCAGCACAACCACAUCCUGUGCCACAGCAGCCACAUCCACAGCAGGAUCAGGAGCCGCUGCUGCCACAUCUGCAACAUCCGCGGCAGGAACAGCAACAACCGCCGAAGAGGCCACCUCCUCGUCAUCCCUGUUGGGCCAGAAACGGGAGGCCAGCGACCACAGCAGUCCCACGCCCGCCAAGCGCUCCUCGCGCCACCAAGACACCUCCUCCGAUGACGUCCUGGACACUCACAGAGUCAAGGACCAGGUGCAGCCGGCCGACGAGCUGCUGCAGGAGGAGCUGCUGGCCGGUGGCCGAAACGAGGAGGACGACGAUGCGGUGGAAGAGGUGGAGGAGCUGGAUGAGAACGAGGAUUUUGAGGAUGCGCUACGAGAGCAGGAACGGGAUCCAGAGCAUGAGGAUGACGAGGAUGAGGAGGACACGCCAAUGCCGUUAGAUCUCUACCACAGGCCUGCCGUUGAGGCGAAGGUUGCAGGUUCCAACCAGAGCGGCAGCACCACUAGCAACACCAAUGCCACCACCACCCGUAACAUCAACAACAACAACUCCAGCAGCAACAACAAUAACAAUAACAGCAACAACAACAACAACACGAGCGGACGCAAAGCUACCUCAGCCAGCAACGGUGGUGCAGCAGUAGAAUCCAGCGGUGGAUCCGUGGUGGCCGUCGACGAUGAUGACGAGGACGAGCAGCAGCAGCAGCAGCAACAACAGCAACAGCAGCAGCUGCUCCACCACCAUCAUCACCACCAGUCUCACCACCAUUUGCACCACCGGGCGAGGCGGGACAACGAUCGUCUGGCGCAGGAGCAGGAUGAGGAGGAUAUGGACGACGAUGUGGUGGUGGUGGGCAGUGCCACAGCCACCGUGGUGGCCAGGGGCAUUGCCCAGCGGCUGGCCCACCAUCACCAGGGCUUGCGACUGCAGCACUCCGCCCACGUCCACCAUCCGCACUCGCAUCCCCAUGCGCACCACCACCUGGUGGACGAGGACGACGACGAGAGCCUGCCGGUGAUCGCCAAGACGGAGAUCCUCGACGAGGACUACGACGACGAGAUGGAUCUGGACGACGACGACGAGGCGGAUAACAGCAGCAACGACCUCGGCCUCAACAUGAAGAUGAGCGGAUCCGGGGGCGGUGGCGUGGACCUGUCCACAGGCUCCACCCUGAUACCCUCGCCCCUGAUCACUCUGCCCUCCUCCUCGACAGCGGCGGCGGCGGCAGCAGCAGCGGCUGCAGCUGCGGCGGCGGCUGCCGUGGAAUCGGCUAGAUCCACGCCAGCGGGCUCUGGAGCGGGCAACACGGCUGCCGACUUGAGCAUCAGCGGCAGGCCAUCGUCGAGGAGUUCGAGGGAUGGCGGCGGUAACGACGGCCGGGGAGCCACCUCCUCCUCCAGCCUGCUGAGUCCCGGAACGGUGGCCAAUCUCCUGCCUGUGCAAUCAGUACCAUUGAGCUUGAAAAAGGAGAUCGAUUGCAGCGAGGACGACAGCAGCAGUCACAGUAGACACAUGCAACAGCGUUCGGCAUCAGCUGGCGGCGGCCUGGGCGGCGACCUUGACUACCGCGCCUCCCACGAGUCGCUUCUGCGGAACUUCAGCUCCCCGAUGAGCGCCAUGGCGGCCAGCAGGUGCCCCACGCCCUUCGCCUUCCCCUUCACGCCCCUGGGCCUGAGCCUCUUCGACAUCGAUCCGUCCAGAAUACUCAGCCUUCUCCACCACCAGACCUGGCUGGCCGAAGAGGCCCUCCGGACCCGCGGCUUGCUGGCAGCGCCAAAGGACUUUCCCCACCGCUUCACCACCCUGAGCGACCUGCUGACCAAGGACUUUCAGCCGGGACAGCCCAACACGACCGCCACGGCCACCGCCACCACAGCCACCUCCUCGUCCUCGUCGGCGUCCGCAUCCGCCGGAAAUCCGGCCGGGAAGCAGCCCACGGGAUCGUUCAACCUGAGAUACCCCACCCCGACGGCCUUCUAUCAGCGCGAGCCGUCCAAGGUGGCCAAGUCCUCGCCGUCGCCCCAGCAGAUGGCUACCAGCUCCACCACCACGGGCCUCUCGAACGAUUCUGGCGAGGACUCCUGCAAGCGGAGCUCCGCUGACAGUGACGAGGUGACCAUCGUAGAGCUGCCCAGCGAACGCAGUGCCCAGCUCUACAAGGAGUCCCUGGAGCAGCUGCUGCAGCGCCAGCGACGAACCCCCAUUCUGGGAGGCGCCACAGGCGCCGGGUCGGUCAUCGUGGACGCCACCGGCCUGCGGCAGUACACCCAGCUUCUGUUGGCCUCGGGCCAGGCGGAGGCCAAGGAGAAGGGCACCUCCUCCUCGUCCAGCUCCUCCACGCCCCCCCUGAUGAACCACCAGCACCUCAGCCAGAUGCUGAAGAGCCCCUCGGACACCUGCUCCUCGCUCUUCAGCUCUGGCGGCGGAGGUGGCGGAGGCAGUUCCACUGGGGAAACCAUCGAGGAGGAGACCCGCUGCGUGGUGUGCAACGCCCAUUUCCCGAACGUUUGGCUGCUGGAGCAGCACGCCGCUCUGCAACAUCCCCACGUGGGGCCCGGCGAGGAGAAGCCCUUCAUCUGCGAGCAGUGCGGGCAGUCGUACCGCUACCGGAGCGCCUACGCCAAGCACAAGGAGCAGAACCACCGAGCCAGGCUGCCGGCCGACAAGCUCUUCACCUGCGACGUCUGCGGGAUGCAGUUCCGCUACCUCAAGAGCUUCAAGAAGCAUCGCCUCAACCACGCCCUGGAGCGUCUGCACGGCAAGAAGAGUGUGGGCGUCGGCGUCAACGUGGGUCUGGGCCGCUCCCUGACGGUGGCUGCUCCCACUUCCGUCUCCGUGUCCGCCUCCGCCUCGGGCGGGUCGUCGGUCACUUCGGUGGACCAGGACGUGGUCACCAGCUCGCAGGAGCCGAUGUUGGCCGACGAGGGCGAGGACUUGCGGGUGAACGUGAAGAGGGAGGGCACCACCAACAUUCCCACCACCAACUCGGAGACGGGGGAGCAGUCCUCCCGCGAGUCCCGAGGCACAGCCGACAGCGAGGAGCACGAGCAGGACAACACUGUGGACUCGGCCGGCAUCACGAUGCUCUACCAGGACAACAACUCCUCCGCCUCGGCCUCCACCAGCGCCACCGAGCCGAACAUAAGCAGCUCCGAUGGCAUUCAUAGUACAAACAAGCGGGCCCGCCUGCACCACUUGGAAACGGAUCCCUCCUACCCCCACCAGCAGCACCACCAACAUCCACACCAACACCCACACCACCACCACCAUCACCACCAUGGGCAGCAACAGCCGCACCACCACAGCCAGCCCGGCCAGCUGCCGCCGCAUCUGGGGCACGUGGCACUGCCAUUGGCCGCCACCUCGGGCGCCGGGCCGUCGUCCUCCUCAGCGGCCGCCGCAGCCGCUGUUGUGGCCGCAGCCGCUGCCAACUCCGGAGGAAGUACGUCUGGAGGCGGAGCAACCGGCGGCGGAGGCGGUGGCGCCACGGGACCAAACUCAGGCGGCAUCAGCUCCCUCAGCUCGCUGACGUCGCUGAUCAACGCCGAGCGGAUACCGAACGAGCAGUUCCUGGGCCUGAAUCCGCAGGAGGCCUCAAUACUCAACUUUUUGCGGGUCGAUGCCGCCGAAAGGCAGCGCGACAAGAGGCCCGCAACUUCGCGUUUCGCCUGUCCCUUUUGUGGCAAGUGCGUCCGCUCCAAGGAGAACCUCAAGUUGCACGUCCGCAAGCACACCGGCGAACGGCCGUUCGUGUGCCUCUUUUGCGGCCGGGCCUUCGGUGGCAAGUCGGACCUGACCCGCCACCUUAGGAUCCACACCGGGGAGCGGCCAUACCACUGCGAGUCCUGCGGCAAGUGCUUCGCCCGGGCGGACUACCUCUCGAAGCACCUCACCACCCACAUUCACAACGCCCCGCGCUGAGAUGAGGCGCGUAGGAGGCGGCUCCUACGCAGAUAAGGAACCGGCUUCAGGAUCAAAAACUAAUCUAUUAAAACCUAAAAUUAUGAGAUAUCUGCGAUUCUAGAUUCGAUGUAAACUUUAAAAAUUAUCGCAGUAGUUGGAACUAUUUUUUUUUUUUUGUGUGGUGCAAGCUAGAGAAGAAAAAAAAAACUAAAUUACGGGCAACUAAUUAGCACGGGUAUUAAAGUGUUUAAGAAGAAUAUACACCUAACUCUCUUAAAAUAUAAAAAAAAAAAAGAAAAAACAAAAACUAUGUGUGUGUAAGGACUAAACAAUUAUAAUUAUCGUAGCACAAAAUGAAUUUUUUUUUUUUUUGUAAAAUUAUACUAAUUAAGUGCAGAUUCGAUGAUGAAUAAUUUAAAAAAAUGAAUGAAAAACUGACCGAGAACAGCCACAAAACCGAAAUAGCAAUAAACAAGAUAGUCUGUAUUUUUUACCGAAAGGAUGAGGACGAGGAGAAUAUCUGCCGUUUAUAUACACAAUAGAUAAAGUAUAUAUGUAUAUAAUUUUACACCGAUCUAUAGACGCUAAACUAGCAACAAUUUGUACAAAAACAAGCGAGAGGAAACUAACUAGCAAAGAACUAUAUGAAAAAUGCAAUAACUGAACGAACUCUGUUACCUACCUACAGGAAAGAAACAAAACAAUAAACUAGAAACGCAACUUUAGUUAAUUCAAAAAACAAAAGGGGUAGAUGGUCACACUAAACCGGACACCGGACACUUGAAAACUGUACUAGCUGCAAGCAUUAUUUAUUCUUCGGUUGACCGAUCUACAAGACAUAUGUUCAGGAUGGAUGAGUUAAUAGGCGUUAUAGGUAUUUGUAGAGCUAGGAGAUACGAAUAGGAUCUACCACCGUCAAUAGUUUAAUUUAUAUACAAAGCAAAGCAAACGCAAAUCAAAACUAAACUUACAUAGCAACAAUUAACAAUUAACAAUAGCAAUUACAACUGCAAACUGCAAACUGCAACUACAACAACACAAAACUAACUGUGAUC